Messenger RNA from Cooperia oncophora, 405 nucleotides. The record is from the annotation of a GenBank genome assembly. NCBI's taxonomy places the organism in Eukaryota, Metazoa, Nematoda, Chromadorea, Rhabditida, Trichostrongylidae.
AUGGCCGUGGAAAGUUUCCAACGAUUUCUUUCAAUUACCCAAGUCACCGACACGAAUGACGGCCUUCCUGGACCACCUGGUGCUGAUUGCUUCACUGGUCGAGGUGCACCAGGAUUGCCUGGACCGACUGGCUUACCUGGGAAGCGUGGUCCACCUGGAGCCGACGGGGAUCACGGAUCUUGUGGAGCACCUGGCGAAGAAGGGCCAGCUGGCUCUCCUGGAUUGGACGGCCUUCCUGGAUUUGAUGGCGCUAUUGGACCGGUUCGUUAUGGAUCAUUGACCUCUUCUGUUGAGAAGGUAUUGGCUAAAUUGGCAGGAGAGCAAGGCGAUCCCGGAAAUGAUGGUGACUACUGCAGUUGCCCUGUUCGUGGGAAAUAUCCAGAAAAAUUUAAGUUCAGGUUUUGA